AUGAGUGCCGCAGUCGGGCGCCGAUUCACCCCAUCGUCCGGCCACGGCCACCAGCUGGGCCAUCACCACCACCCACGUCCGCGCUCCUUCUCACGUUCCUCCUCAUCCCCUUCGCCCCCUACCUCGCCGCGGACACGCACCCACGGGCUACCAGAGAAGAAGCGUACCUCGUCGCGCACCGGUCGCCGACCGCAGCCACAGUCCAAUCCUUCCUUUCAUUAUGCAGGCAGUGCGAGUUCAGCUGCAUUCGUCGCAUCGGACGAGGAAGGCAGCGACCGCUUCGUGACACUCCACCCAGACGACACCGAGGUCGAGCACCGCCGGGCCCCGCCCAUGCGGUCCAGUCCAAUACCGCGACCCGUACCCCACCCCCGUGCAAUGACGCCGCGCAUACCCGCCGACGUCGCCGCCCAUCCCUUGUCUCCCCGGCACACCCUCCUCCCACACACUUUCAAGGCCGGUCCACUGGCAUUCACACUCACACGCAAGCGGGCCGAGGACGCGAUACUGCUAGGCGCUGUCGUCGCGGGCAUCACCAAGCUCACAUACACGUGGAAAGAGGUCGCACUUGCAGGCGAACUCACUACACUCCUCGUCCUGAGUGUCGCGUACGUUGCAUUGCGCGUGCGCCCGGUCGAAACACCCGCAUCACCAAGCCGCUCAUCUCUCCCCUUGGGCGUGGCCAACCUCCGCGAGCGCUCCUCUCGACGAAACAGCCAGGCAUUUCCAACUGCCCAGCCAAAGGAGGACGACGGGCCCGUUGGAAUAGGCAGUCGAGGAUGCAUCUGGGGCACCGAAGAGCGCGAGUACCGUGAGUGCCUCGACGACGGCGCACUCUUCGCGCUCCUCCUCUCUCCCUUGACUGCUGCGGCGAUGCUGCAUGGUGCGCUCACGCGUCUCGCUGCGCAGCCACCCACGGCUACCCUCCCCGGUUGGGCGAUCGAGCAGCCGCUCAUCAUCCCGAGCACGCCCGUCCGGCGCAUUACCGACAAGAUCCCUGGACCCGUCGCGCCUGGGUCUGAAGGGGACGCGAUCCGCGGGCUCAGCGCACUCGCGAUUGCCCGACGCAACCUCGUGCAGCUCUUCACGCUGUUAUCAUUCGUGCUUCUCAUCCAGCUCACCCACUCGCUGCGGCACGAGAUCAAGCUCGCACGUGCGGUUCCCGGCUCGCCGACGAUGGGCAGCGGGAGCGAGAGCGAUACGCCGUCGCGUCCACAAAGGGCGUACUGGCGCAAGUACGGCGAGUGGCGGCGCAACCGCUCCGUUAUUGCGUUCGCGUUCUUCGUCACCGGCUGCUGCGUUGUCGUCAAGAUCGCAACCGCCUACAUUGGCCAUGGCGUCUGGAGCGACAUGUCGCACUCCGACAUUGUGAUCGCAACGCUCUUCUAUCAGUUCUGCCUCUAUGUGUGUGUGCGCCUAGCGCGCCGUGGCUUCACGCUUGGUGAGCUCGGCAUCGUCACGCACGCCGCCACGGCUCUCUUCAUGGAGACUGUCAACAUGACGCGCUCCAAGAUCCCCAUCUUUUCCGAGUCGUACAUCAAGACGUACCGCCUUCCCACACCACUCCUCAUCUUUCAGCUCGCUCUGAUUCCGGGCUCGCUGCUGACAGGCUUCCUCCUGUCGCCGCUACUGUACCUGAGCCGCAACAUGGCACAGCGGCCAAUACAUCGCCUGCGCUUCCCGCACGAGAAGCCGGCGCACCGUCGCCUCCUCGCUCUCGGCUUCUAUGCGGGCACGGCGCUCGUCGUCGUGGGUGUAGUGGGCAUGUGGGCGCGCUGGAUGCUCGGACGCCGAGACCCGUGGUUCUGGGCGCUGCGGUUUAUCGUCGCGGGCCCACACAUGUGGACGCGCCCAGUAUUACUCGCAUACUGGGGCGGCCUGGCGCUGUUUUCCGUAGCCGCGUGGCAGCGGCAGCUGACGCGCGCGCGGCGGCACAGGACCUACGCGGUGUCGCGGGACAGCACAUCCUCCACAGUCAGCCCUGAGCCGAGCGUUGCCACACAGAUGAUGGACCGUGCAGACCAGAGCAUGUGGACUCUCAGUGUCAACGCGCGCCGCAAGAGUUUCCACUUCCUCGCGGUGGCCAUGUUCAUCCCUGGCGUGACGUUCGACCCAGCGUUCACGCACCUGAGCUUCUCGGUCGCCUUCGCUGCGUUCACGUUCGCGGAGUAUGUGCGCUACUUUGCCCUGUGGCCGCUCGGCGCGAGCGUGCACCUCUUCCUCAACGAGUUUAUCGACCAUAAGGACUCUGGCACGGCGAUCCUGAGCCACUUUUACCUGCUUGCAGGCUGUGCCACACCAUUGUGGCUCGAGGGCCCUUCUCAGAUACUGGCGCACUUUGGCGUAGUUUCGCUCGGCAUUGGAGACGCGAUGGCGUCCAUCGUCGGGCGCAAGAUCGGCUACUUGCGCUGGUCUCCCGUGAGCGGCAAGACAGCUGAGGGCAGUUUGGGCUUCCUCGUCUCUGUCGUCGGCGCCGCAUUGGCGAUGUGGUUGGUUGGCGCUGUCGAGCGCUUAGCUCUGCUGCCAUUUGUGCUCACUACGGCGCUGGUGACGCUGCUCGAGGCCUUCAGCGCACAGAACGACAAUCUCGUGUUGCCAGUGUAUGGGUGGGCUAUUGGCACGCUGCUGGGAGUGUAG
This is a messenger RNA of Cutaneotrichosporon cavernicola, 2637 nucleotides long. RefSeq lists its product as uncharacterized. Gene Ontology annotation, cellular component: endoplasmic reticulum membrane. Gene Ontology annotation, molecular function: dolichol kinase activity. Gene Ontology annotation, biological process: dolichyl monophosphate biosynthetic process. The transcript is spliced from 6 exons. Bases 1 to 2637 code for a protein of 878 amino acids. The record is from RefSeq and is a predicted model, not a curated record. Lineage: Eukaryota; Fungi; Basidiomycota; Tremellomycetes; Trichosporonales; Trichosporonaceae.